This is a messenger RNA of Suncus etruscus (white-toothed pygmy shrew), 1530 nucleotides long. RefSeq names its product protein cereblon-like. The record is from RefSeq and is a predicted model, not a curated record. The transcript has 3 exons. Gene Ontology annotation, cellular component: Cul4A-RING E3 ubiquitin ligase complex. Lineage: Eukaryota; Metazoa; Chordata; Mammalia; Eulipotyphla; Soricidae. Gene Ontology annotation, biological process: protein ubiquitination.
AUGAUGGAUACACUGGCCACACAUCUGAAAGCUGGCAAUCUUGAGAGGAGAGCUAGCCCAAGUCUCUGGCAUGCUAAUGCCAUGCCAGCUGCACCCACAACACAUAACAGCCAUUUUGCCAAGAGCACACUACUCAACUAUGACAGCAGAGACACCAAAGUGACCAAAAAUCUAGUGCGUUAUUCCCCAGAAGUGGAUCCUGGGUGCUUCUUUGUAAGUGCUCUACUUGUCAGGAAUCCAACCUCAGCAGUGACUUCUACAACUCAGGACUUGGCCUCACCAGCAACAUCUAAGUUUUCUUGCAAGGAAGUUGUAAAUCAAGAUAGCAAAGAAGCCAGAAGACCAAAUUUUAGUUUUAAUUUUAAUACCAGUCUGCCUACAGCACAUUCGUACCUGGGUGCAGACAUGGAGGAGUUUGAUGGCAGGAGUUUGCAUGACGAUAACAGCUGCCAGGUAAUCCCUGUGCUGCCCCUGGUGAUGAUGAUCCUCAUUCCAGGGCAGUCCUUGCAGGUGCAGGUCUUCAGACCUCACGAUGUCAACAUGGUGCGGAAUCUAAUUCAGAAGGAAAGGACCAUUGCCAUCCUUGCAUACAGAAAUGGACAGGAGACAAAAGCACAGUUUGGAACAACAGCGGUGAUCUAUGCCUAUGGAGAAGAAGAAGAUUCUGGAACCGAGAUGGUGAAAGUAAAAGCAAUUGUAAGACAAAGGUUCAAAGUCCUGGAGCUCAGGACCCAGUUAGAUGGAAGCCAGCAAGCGAAAGUACAGAUUCUUCCUGAGUGUGUGCUACCUUCAACCAUGUCUUCAUUUCAGUUAGAAUCCCUCAAUAAGUGCCAGGUAUUUCCUUCAAAACCGCUCUCAUGGAAAGACCUGUAUUCAAAUAAGUGGUGGCAGAAAUAGCAGAAGAAAAAGUUCUAUUGUGCGAAUCUGACCUCGUGGCCUCACUGGCUCUAUUCCUUAUAUGAUGCUUAUACCUUAAUGAACAGAAUUAAGAAGCAAUUAUAUGAAUAGGAUGGCAUUCUAGAAGAUGAGGCCCUUCCUUCCAAUCCAAUAGACUUUUCUUACAGAGUGUCUGCUUGUCUUCCUAUCCAUGAUGCGCUGAGAAUCCAACUUCUUAAAAUCAACAGUCCUAUCCAGCGCCUCUGCUGUGAACUGGACAUCAUUAACAGAUGUACAUCUCUUUACUGUAAACAAUGUCAAAAAUCUGAAAUAACUACAAAGAAGGAACUACUCAGUUUGUCCUUAUUUGGGUCUUUGGCAGCUGAGAUUAAUCCUCAUGGUUAUUUGCAUAACACUCUGACCAUGUAUAAGGCCUGCAACCUGAAUCUGAUUGGCCACCCUUCAACAGAGCACAGCCUAUUCCCAGGAUAUGCCUGGACCAUUGCCCUGUGUAGAGUCUGUGCAAAUCAUAUUGGAUGGAAAUUCACAGCCACCAAGAAAGACAUGUCACCUCCAAAGUUUUGGUGCUUGUCUCAAUCUGCUCUGCUUCCCAUGAUUCCAGGCACAAAAACACACAAGGUAUCAGCCCCAUAG